Molecule: messenger RNA, 2682 nt
Organism: Centropristis striata (black sea bass)
Lineage: Eukaryota; Metazoa; Chordata; Actinopteri; Perciformes; Serranidae
Product: mucin-19-like
Exons: 2
Coding region: 556-1506 (316 amino acids)
Source: RefSeq, a predicted model, not a curated record
ACAACUCCUUCUCCAGUCUACAAGGUUCUGAAAAUACAGACACCCCCACAGUCUAAGAACAGCUGGAUGACCUCUGGACCCACUUGCCCCCGUUCACCAGUUGAAAAGAUAGGCUUUUUUAAAAAUUCUUCAAUUGUUAAUUCUGCACAAAGUGAUACACAAAACAUUGUAUGUAUUCCAUUUCAACAAACACAAACAUGAAAUGUAUAUUUAAAUACAUGACUUAAUGCAAAUCGCUCAUACUAAACAUCAUCUCUUUUUUUUAAAACCAACCAUUGCACACGCUUCCAUCCAAGGAGAGGUUACAUCUUGAUGGUAACUUUUUAGAUUAACAAAACUUUUGUGAGAUUUGUAAUUGUUGUUUCUGGGGAGGGGGCAGAGAGGGUAAGUCUAAACAUUGCAUGCAAGAGACCAACACCGGCGUCAUAUGAAAUUAUGUAAAAACAAAGAGGAAAGAAAAGAUAAGUCUAAAACUAAAAAGUGGUCUUCCUCGUCUCGCAUGGUCUCAGUAGCAGUCGCAGGUUCGCAUGGUCUCAGUGGCAGUCGCCGGUUCGCAUGGUCUCAGUGGCAGUCGCCGGUUCGCAUGGUCUCAGUGGCAGUCGCAGGUUCACAUGGUCUCAGCGACAAAGUUACCGGUUCAUAUGGUCUCAGCGAGAAAGUUACCGGUUCACAUGGUCUCAGCGGCAGAGUUACCGAUUCACAUGGUCUCAGCGGCAAAGUUACCGGUUCACAUGGUCUCAUCGACAGAGUCAUCGGUUCACAUGGUCUCAGCAGCAGAGUUACCGGUUCACAUGGUCUCAGCGACAGAGUCACCAGUUCGCAUGGUCUCUCAGCGGCAGAGUCGCCGGUUCGCAUGGUCUCAGCAGCAGAGUUACUGGUUCACAUGGUCUCAGCGGCAGAGUCGCCGGUUCACACGGUCUCAGCGGCAGAGUCGCCAGUUCACACGGUCUCAGCGAGAAAGUUACUGGUUCACAUGGUCUCAGCAGCAGAGUUACCGGUUCACAUGGUCUCAGCGGCAAAGUUACCGGUUCACAUGGUCUCAGCGGCAAAGUUACUGGUUCACAUGGUCUCAGCGGCAGAGUCACCGGUUCGCAUGGUCUCUCAGCGGCAGAGUUACUGGUUCACAUGGUCUCAGCGACAAAGUUACCGGUUCACAUGGUCUCAGCGAGAAAGUUACCGGUUCACAUGGUCUCAGCGGCAGAGUCACUGGUUCACAUGGUCUCAGCGGCAGAGUUACUGGUUCACAUGGUCUCAGCGGCAGAGUUACUGGUUCACAUGGUCUCAGCGACAAAGUUACUGGUUCACAUGGUCUCAGCGAGAAAGUUACCGGUUCACAUGGUCUCAGCGGCAGUGUUACCGGUUCACAUGGUCUCAGCGGCAAAGUCACCGGUUCACAUGGUCUCUCAGUGGCAGUCGCCGGUUCGCAUGGUCUCAGUGGCAGUCGCAGGUUCGCAUGGUCUCAGUGGCAGUCGCAGGUUCACAUGGUCUCAGCGGCAGAGUUAUUAGUUUGCAUGGUCUCAGCGGCAGAGUUACUGGUUCACAUGGUCUCAGCGGCAGAGUUACUGGUUCACAUGGUCUCAGCGGCAGAGUUAUUAGUUUGCAUGGUCUCAGCGGCAGAGUUACUGGUUCACAUGGUCUCAGCGGCAGAGUUACUGGUUCACAUGGUCUCAGCGACAGAGUCACCGGUUCGCAUGGGCUCAGUGGCAGUCGCAGGUUCGCAUGGUCUCAGUGGCAGUCGCCGGUUCGCAUGGUCCCAGUGGCAGUCGCAGGUUCGCAUGGUCUCAGUGGCAGUCGCCGGUUCACAUGGUCUCAGCGGCAGAGUUACUGGUUCACAUGGUCUCAGAAUCCACAAACAGCUGGUGAUUCACAAAUGGCCGCCCUCCUCAACAGUAGGUGGCAGUGUUGUUAUAUGCAUUGAUGGAGCCAUUGUUUGGACUCUGCUUAAGGUGGACUUACACUUAACUUUCCAUUUUGCAUAAAGCCAUGGUACAUAAGUAAAAAUAUUUUUCCUUGCCCUACAUUACAUUAGCACCUAUACCGUGAAAAUAAAAUGAAAACAAUAACACUAUCGCGACUGUGCUGUUUGGUUAAAUGUUCAAUUACCCUGCGCGAAAGGAAAGAGAUCUGCUCCAAGAGACAGUUCAGACAGGGAUGCCAGCAACGUUUUUCAAUUAAUUUCAGUUGGGGUGGUACGUUUCUGCGUCCGGCGUCCCCGUCCCUGUCUAAAGCGUCUUUUGGAGCAGGCCAUGUUGUCAUAACUCAGUCAGUCAGUACGUUUACAUGCACAGCUUACUGGAGCUAUGCUCACAAUGUCUCUUUCCUCUCUGCUCUGGUGGAAUUCAAUUCUUGAAAUUUGAAAAACUUAAAAACAUUUUCACCCUUUUAUUUUUUUUAACUUUUAUUCACAAAAGUUUUUUUAAAGCAUCAUUCAGAAACUAAGAGGGGAAGUUUAUUUUUAUUACAUAAUUGCAGUGUAUGUUUUGUAAAAAAAAAAAAAAGAAGAAGAAAAUAAAGAAGAAGCCGUUUUUGGUUAUUUGAAGCUGAUAUACUAAAAGUCCACAUUGAUCAUCACACUCUACAUCUUUGUGUUUGGAUGAUUUAUGAAUUGAUUUUAAGCACCAGGACCAGUCAGGAGGGCUUCCUUCAUCUCCGGCUGGUAAAUCUCAUCAUCUCCGGCGUCCU